Aspergillus piperis CBS 112811 is the source of this 531-nucleotide messenger RNA. RefSeq lists its product as uncharacterized. The transcript has a single exon. Bases 1 to 531 code for a protein of 176 amino acids. NCBI's taxonomy places the organism in Eukaryota, Fungi, Ascomycota, Eurotiomycetes, Eurotiales, Aspergillaceae. The record is from RefSeq and is a predicted model, not a curated record.
AUGGAGACACGCAUGAUUGCAAGUCAACUCAUUAAGGUCUUUGAGAUGAUAGAGGAGCGGUGGAAAGAUAUCGGUUGCAUCGAAUACUUGCAACAACAUCUUCUCGACACAUGGUUCGCUUAUCACCUUGGCUCGAAAGGAGAUUACCCAGAAGACAAGAUACGUGGUAUGCUAUUGAAGAUAGCGGAGUUAGAUCUACCAGUUACCAGGAGGGAAAUGUGGGAGAUAGAGGGUGCUUCAACGGUCCUUGAACAUCUCCAAGGUCUUGGAGGCCACUGGCUUUUUUUAGCGCAUAAUUCCUAUCUCUCCCUCUUUGGAAUCAGUCGAGAGACAGUGGAAGAUGAGGACAUCUUCACUAUCCCGGAUCUCUUGAACCGCCCGCUCAUACUUCGCAUCAGUGACAUUGUGGUCAACAAGGGCGCGAAACCGUACUAUAAAGUAGUUGGCCAGGCCAUCGCGGGCAAAGUAUACCACCGUUCAACGCUCGAAGCUUUCACACAACAAUCUAUAGAAGAGUUUCUUGUGCUUUGA